Geodia barretti is the source of this 1575-nucleotide messenger RNA. NCBI's taxonomy places the organism in Eukaryota, Metazoa, Porifera, Demospongiae, Tetractinellida, Geodiidae. The record is from the annotation of a GenBank genome assembly.
AUGCCGCGACUCACCCUCAAACCCAGCCACAAAGCAGUCCGAGACUACUACGCCACGCUGCAGCAAUACGAUAAACACGACAUCACGCACGAAGGCGCGGUCAGCAACCCCUUCGCUUUCUUACUCGAUGCCUGCGCAAAGCAGAUGAACGCCACACUCGUUCCCCAAUACCCAAUGCGCGCCCCAAAAGGAAAUCGCAUCGUUAUCGACGGCGCAAUCAUCGACGAAUACGGACUCCCGCUCGCCUACUGGGAAGCGAAGGAUAUAGACGACGACCUCUCAAGGUCCGUGCAGGAGAAACGCGAGGCUGGCUACCCGCUCGACAAUAUCCUCUUCCAAACCCCACAACGCGCCAUCCUGUAUCAAAACGGACGUGAAGCACUUGAUCUCGACAUCACCGAACCCGCAAACUUAAUUGCGGCACUCCAAUACCUAUUCGCUUACGUCCCACCCGCGCUCGAAAACUGGCAGACCGCUGUCACCGACUUCAGAGAACAUGUACCCGACCUCGCAAACAAACUAAAAGAACUCAUUGAGCAACGCCACGAAACCGACCCAGCCUUCAAAAAGGCGUUCACCGAUUUCUACGAAAUCUGCCGCACCUCCAUCAACCCCGAACUCUCACAGGAUGCCGUCGAGGAGAUGCUUAUCCAACAUAUCCUCACCGAACGCAUCUUUCGCACCGUUUUCAACCGGUCAGACUUUACAAGCCGAAAUAUCAUCGCUGUCGAGAUUGAAAAAAUCGGUUUUAUACUGCCAUUGAGCAGGCCGCGACGCUCUGCCAAGACUUCUCCCAAAAACAGUACUUCCUCAAUACGUUUUACGAGAAGUUCUUCCAAGGGGUUCUCCGAGGAUGUGGCGGACACACACGGCAUCGUCUACACGCCGCAACCGAUCGUCGAUUUCAUGGUGAAAAGUGUGGCACACAUCUUGGAAACCGAGUUCGGUCGGUCGCUGUCGGAUACCGGCGUGCAUAUCAUCGAUCCGUUUGUCGGGACGGGUAACUUCAUCGUCCGACUUAUGCAGGACAUCCAAGGCACGGCGUUAGAGGCGAAAUACCGCCACGAACUCCACUGCAACGAGGUGAUGCUCCUACCCUACUACAUCGCCAGCCUGAACAUCGAGCAAGAAUUCUUCCAACGGACGGGGACGUAUCUGCCGUUUGAGGGGAUCGCACUUGCGGAUACGUUUGAGUUGCUUGAGCAGCAACAGACAGAAUUCUUCACACAGGAAAACACGAGAACGGGUGGAGAGACAGAAGGCGGCGGAUAUGUUCGUGGUCAUCGGCAACCCACCUUACAACAUGGGGCAGGCGAUUCUCAAUGCUUCCCCUUCUACACUUACGACGAGGACGGCACCAACCGACAAGAGAACAUCACCGAUUGGGCGUUGGCGGAAUUCCGAACCCACUACGCCGACGACACCAUCACCAAAUGGGACAUCUUCCACUAUAACUACGGUCUCCUGCACCACCCCACCUAUCGUGAGAAAUACGAGGCAAACCUCAAGCGCGAUCUCCCGCAUAUCCCCUUCGCCGAAGACUUUGGGGAUUCGCCAACGCAGGCGCGGCGUUAG